Eutrema salsugineum is the source of this 1730-nucleotide messenger RNA. Its product is annotated as B3 domain-containing transcription factor NGA3. Bases 561 to 1616 code for a protein of 351 amino acids. Gene Ontology annotation, molecular function: DNA binding; DNA-binding transcription factor activity. Lineage: Eukaryota; Viridiplantae; Streptophyta; Magnoliopsida; Brassicales; Brassicaceae. The record is from RefSeq and is a predicted model, not a curated record. The transcript is spliced from 2 exons.
GUGAGAUCCUCUUGUUUGGCAAGAACCCAAUUUAAGUUCGAAAGUCCCGAUUUGCUUUUGAUCUUUCUCUUUCCUUGAAUUCAUUUGAGAGUCAACGAGAAAAAUAUAUCAUAUAUAAACACAGUUUGGUUUGGUUUCGAUUCUAGGGUUUUCAUAUUCCCCUAAAUUUUUGUGGUCAAAGAAGAAGAGAAAAGAACCAAUCGAACCAAGAAGAGAAAGACAAUUUCAAUUUCAACAUCUCUCUCUCUUAUAUUAUAAGAUCUCGAGUUGAGUCAUCAUCGUCAGUGACUAUGAACAACGACCGCAACAAUUCACCAAUUCAAGAACAAUAGGAGAACGGAUUAAUCUCCAUCAAGAUUCACACUAAGACCCAUCUCAAGAAAAGGAAGAAAGUCUUAGUCCAAAGAACAUGAAAAAAGGAGUAAUCUUGAUCAGGAAUCACUAGAACCCAUCUCAUAUAUCAAGACAAGAAGCAAGAUUUGGCAAGAACAAGUUUCAGUCUUGAUUCAAGAAACCAUCUCAUAAAUCAAGAUUUAUCCAAGGAAAUCAGAUAAUUCCUCAUGGAUCUAUCCCUAGCUCCAACAACAACAACAAGCUCCGACCAAGAACAAGACAGAGACCAAGAGUUAACCUCCAACAUCGGAGCAAGCAGCAGCUCCGGAGCAACCGGAAACAACAACAACAACCUUCCAAUGAUGAUGAUUCCGCCGCCGGAGAAAGAACACAUGUUCGACAAAGUGGUAACACCAAGCGACGUCGGAAAACUCAACCGACUCGUGAUCCCUAAACAACACGCGGAGAGGUAUUUCCCACUAGACUCAUCAAACAACCAAAACGGCACGCUGUUGAAUUUCCAAGACAGAAACGGCAAGAUGUGGAGAUUCCGUUACUCGUAUUGGAACUCUAGCCAGAGCUACGUGAUGACCAAAGGAUGGAGCCGUUUCGUCAAAGAGAAAAAGCUCGACGCAGGAGACAUCGUCUCUUUCCAGCGAGGCAUCGGAGAUGAGUCCGAAAGAUCGAAACUUUACAUCGAUUGGAGGCAUAGACCGGACAUGAGCCUCGUUCAGACACAUCAGUUUGGUAAUUUCGGCUUCAAUUUCAAUUUUCCGACCACUUCUCAAUAUUCAAACAGAUAUCAUCCAUUGCCGGAAUAUAACCCUGUCCCGAUUCACCGGAGCUUGAACAUCGGAAACCACCAACGUUCGUAUUAUAACAAUCAGCGUCAAGAGUUUGUAGGGUACGGUUAUGGGAGUUUAGCUGGAAGGUGUUACUACACGGGAUCACCGUUGGAUCAGAGGAACAUUGUUGGAUCUGAGCCGUUGGUUAUAGAGUCAGUCCCUGUUGUUCCCGGGAGAUUAGCUCCGGUGUUAAUGCCGCCGCUUCGUCCGCCUCCUUCUACGGCGGGGAAGAGACUAAGGCUCUUUGGAGUGAAUAUGGAAUGUGGCAAUGACUAUAAUCAACAAGAAGAGUCUUGGAUAGUGCCACGUGGUGAGAUGGGUGCAUCCUCUUCUUCUUCGGCUCUGCAACUCAAUUUAUCGACGGAUCAUGAUGAUGAUGAUGAUGAUCAAUUUGCUAAGAAAGGGAAGUCUUCAUUUUCUCUAGAUUUCAAUCCAUGAGAAGUUUCAUCAUCUCUUUUAACAUCUCUUGAUUUGAUUUCAUUAGUAUUUGCCAAGGGAAUUAUAUUCUAGUUAGUGAGGGGAAGAAAAACGAUCUUUUCCGUUUUUUUUUUU